CUGACUGGCUCUAAGCACUUUGUUUUGCGAGUUGCGGGCCAACCAGCGAGUUUCUGACAGCGAGUUUAUCGGAGUUGAUUACGGAGGUGACUUUAUCUCGACGCUACCCGCCGGUGCAGGGUAGUUUCCCCACACGCCGUCUCCUCGGACAUAUCCGCACUGAUGCUGCCGCCGCCCCAGGGUUGCUGCCGCCGCUAGCGUUGUAAAAAGUUGUAAACACCUCACGACGCUCCGAGAAUCACAGCAUCUACGUCGCCAGUCACCAGAGAUCCCACCGCUGCCACCAUGAUCAACCCGUUUAUGGACACGGCGCACACGCCUCACCUACCCCCGGGGGCACUGAAGCUGAGCCCGCCCCACCCAAUGGGGGACGGGGCAGGGGGCAUGCACGGACAGGCGAAUCAGUUUGGCGGUCAGGCCAACGGAUACGGGCUCCAUCAUUCUCAUUCGAUUCACGGAGGCGGGUACGCCGCCAGGGACUUUCUGUUCGGACGCAGGGACAUGGGUCUGCCUACCCACGACGCGAACCCUGCCCCCCACGGGAUGUUUGUGCCGUCGACAGGGGGGCUGCACGCCGCCCACCCGGACCCGACGACGGGGCACGUGCUGUUUCCUGGACUCCACGAGAGCCAGCACAACCCGGGACACGUGAACAGCCAAAUGUUUUACCCACGGACUGACCAGUUCAACCAAAUGUCCGCCCCCCGGGCCGAUCACUUCGCCCCUCCCCAGCACCACUUCAACAUGAACCACAUGAACAUGAAUCCACACCAUAUGAACAUGGCGCCCCACGGGCCGGGAGCCUUUUUCAGGUAUAUGAGGCCCCCUAUCAAACAGGAACAUUCGUGCAUGUGGUUCGAUAAGGAUCAACCGGAGCCGAGGAAACCUUGUAACAAAACCUUCAACACGAUGCACGAGAUUGUGACGCACAUUACCGUGGAGCAUGUGGGGGGCCCCGAGCAGACCGACCACGCCUGUUACUGGCAGAACUGCGCCAGGGAGGGGCGCCCCUUCAAGGCCAAGUACAAACUAGUUAAUCAUAUUCGUGUUCAUACGGGAGAAAAACCAUUCCCCUGCCCGUUUCCUGGAUGUGGCAAAGUGUUUGCAAGGAGUGAAAACCUCAAGAUUCACAAACGGACACAUACAGGUGAGAAACCUUUCAAGUGUGAGUACGAAGGGUGUGAUCGCCGCUUCGCCAACAGCUCGGACAGGAAGAAACACUCGCACGUGCACACGAGCGACAAGCCGUACAACUGCAAAAUCAAGGGCUGCGACAAGAGUUACACCCACCCCAGCUCCCUGAGAAAACACAUGAAGGUACACGGGAAGACCUCCCCCAUUCCAGGCUACGACUCCGAACCUGAGAGUCCCAGCAGCGAAUCGACGCCCGCCACCAGUCCCACGACGUCUUCGACGACGUCGACGACGUCAUCACACUCCCAGAAUUCCUCUGUGCAAAUCACGAGCAGCCCGAUCCACCCACUUGUGUCGAACUUGGUGUCGAACCCGGGGCUCGUGCACCCGACCCCGACGAACUUGAGCGAGUGGUACGUGUGUCAGAGUGCGGGCGGGAUGCCCACCCCGCCCAGUACGGACCACUCCCCUAUAAACUCCCUCGCUCACAUUACGAACCUUCACCCCCAGCCCGUCAUGCAGUACACAUGACAUCAACAGAACAAGGGCGAGUUUUUCAGAUGGUGACGUCACACGAGAGAUCGAGACUUUGUUCGAGACGUGUUCGAGAAAGUGAAAGACUUGACCGAGACUUAUAAAUAAAUAGAAGUGCGAGACUCGUCCAAGAAAACGCGAGACUUGUUCACAGAAAGCGGUAGACUUGUCCGAAAAAACGUGAGACUUGUUCGAGAAGGCGCGAGACCUGUCCGAGAAAGUACGAUAAUCGUUCUAGAAAGAAUCAUAGUGACCUAAAAAAAUUCCAUACUUAAUCGAUAGCACACACACGGUUAAGGACGUCCACGAGACGAAGCGAGAAAACACGAGAUUUAUACGAGAAUAAACUACAUCGUUUUUAAAAAUGGGAGACUGUGACAUCCAUUCGGUGCCCAUAAAGUGUGAUACGUAUUCUAAAUGAAGCACAAACAUCUUCAAUUCUGGGAAAGUGUGACCAAACGUAACUAACAAACUGUGGCAAAGUGGUUAACUCUUUCAAAUGUGCCGGACGUGUGUGUUUCUUUCUGAAAUUAUUAGUUGAAGAAUCAGCAUUCGGUUUUUAAAAAAUAUUUUACCAGUUACGAAAUAACAAAUAUUUAUACUAUAAUGUUAAACACUGACUAUAGAUUUCUUUAUUUAUUUAAGACAAUGGAAUUUAGUUUGAUUAAAAAUGCAUUUUUGAGAAAAUAUACACUUAAUUAAAAAUAUUCAAAAAUUAAUUUGGUUGUUAAUUGAUAUAUUAAAUUUAUUUAGGCCUGUUAAUCAUGUUUUUAAAAAAUAAUUAUUUGGUCUGUUUUUGAAUGAUAAAUACCUAAAAGAACAGAGUAAUCUUUCUUCCAUUAUAUUUGUGUUAGGAUUUCACAGAAUUUUGAAACCAGUUUAUACCGGGAAGAAGUCCCAUAAAAAAGUAUUAUAAGUUCAGUCAAACUGUUCUAUUCAGACGAGAAAACGCGAUAUUUCAUGCGAGAAUAUAUUAAAACAAUGACAACAGAAAAGAAGUCUCGGUUAACCAAGACUGAUCGAGUACACAUAUACCUGUAAGAUCAGAUAAUUUAGGUAUCAAAUCUGAUUAGCAGAAUCGAUAUACUGGUUACGGUACCGAUGGACUGUUUGUGACGAAACCGCCAUGGUAGCCUUAUGUAGCGUAACAGUAUCACGGAAACAAGUUUUCUCUUCCCUUAUUUGGGAUCUGUUCUGAUUCAGACAGGAUGUUAUAAAAGAGUUUAAAUUAUCAAGACUAAAACAUGGGUGCAUUUACAACAGUGUUCGUUGUUUGCCAGAAACUUGCCAAUGUUGCAGAAAGUAUUUAAAAAGAAAAACACAUUUACCUUAGCAUGAACUUGGUUUCAUUAUUAUUUUUUAAAUGGUGCUGUCUGUUUUCAGACUAUUGUUGUGUAGUUGCCAUGACAACACAAAUAUAAACUGUGUUAGACUUUUGGUUUCUUUUUCAUUCUAUUGUAUGGAUUAUUUCUCUUUGUUGGCAGCACUAAACCAGGUUCAAGUAUUUUCAUAUAAUAUACUCUCUAUAUCACGUUAUCAUUAAAAUGCAUAGACGCUUGUUAUUAUUAUUAUUAAUAUUAUUAUUAUAUUAAUUCGUGGUUUUUUUCUCUCUCUCAGCUUAUUACUGUAUUUCUCCAAAUGGGGCAUUAGUUUUACAAAGUAAUAUAUAUGAUUGGUAUUAAUUCUGGACGUAGAAGAAAUAAUACAGUUACAUAAAAUUUAAUAUGCAUAACACACUGGAGUAAAAUAUAGGUAUUGUAUUCUUUUAUCUAUUCAAUUUAAUAUAUUAGAAUCUUAUAAAUUAAGUUCUAGACCCCCCCCCCCCCCCCCAGAAGUCAAUACCAUUAAACGUUUUGUUAAUGUAUUUGCUUUUUGUAGUGAAAUACAGGUUUUGUAUCCUUUUAUCUAUUCCAUUAAAUAUAUUAGAAUAUCAGAAAUUAAGUUCUAGACGCAACCCACCACUACACCCCCCCCCCCCCCCCCGGAAGUCAAUACCAUUAAUAGUUUCGUUCAUGAAUUUGCUUUUUCUAGUAAAAUACAGGUAUUGUGUCCUUUUAUCUAUUCUAUUAAAUAUAUUGCAUUCUCCCCCAGUUUCAAGUCAAUACUAUUAAUAGUUACGUUCAUGAUUUCGCUUUCAUUUCGCUUCAAAACCUUUUCCUCUGUUUGUAAACCCAAUACGAGUGGACAGCCAUCAGUUACCGGAAGUGACGUUACACUUGACAGGUGGCGGUAUGUAUACGCCAUUGUCUAAAACUGACUGUCUUUCUGUCAGAACUUAACAGCUCGGGUCGUCGCGAACCAAUCCUCUCUUACCCCUUUAUCUUUAAUUAAAUGUUUCUUAAACCGAGGGGGAGGUAACUCAGCGUCGUAAUUGUUUUUCUUCGAUCCCUGUUGUCAGAUAUUCAAGGAUUUGGUCAAAGGGAAUAUCUUUUGAAUGCCAGCCAUUGAUUAUAUAUAGCUCCAGUUAUGGUAAUCAUCGCUUUCGACUCAACUAGGACGAGUUCAGGAGCAAUAUACUUCUACUGUUGUCCUAAUGACCGUACAGAGUGAGUGCUCGCCACCACCGCUGCUGUCCGGAACGUAACGAGAGUUGUUUCUAUUUUUAUUUAUUUUUUACGAGAGCCAUUUCUUUGAGAUGUGUACACAUGUGAUGUGCGAAAAACAUACUUACGAUAAUUGUGUGCACUUUAUUGAAUAUGUAUUUGUAAAUACAAUGUUUGAAAUUGA
Gigantopelta aegis is the source of this 4395-nucleotide messenger RNA. RefSeq names its product zinc finger protein ZIC 4-like. Gene Ontology annotation, molecular function: RNA polymerase II cis-regulatory region sequence-specific DNA binding; DNA-binding transcription factor activity, RNA polymerase II-specific. Gene Ontology annotation, biological process: regulation of transcription by RNA polymerase II; central nervous system development. The transcript is spliced from 2 exons. Gene Ontology annotation, cellular component: nucleus. Bases 286 to 1665 code for a protein of 459 amino acids. Lineage: Eukaryota; Metazoa; Mollusca; Gastropoda; Neomphalida; Peltospiridae. The record is from RefSeq and is a predicted model, not a curated record.